Messenger RNA from Topomyia yanbarensis, 1254 nucleotides. Its product is annotated as phenoloxidase-activating factor 2-like. NCBI's taxonomy places the organism in Eukaryota, Metazoa, Arthropoda, Insecta, Diptera, Culicidae. The transcript has 2 exons. Bases 27 to 1202 code for a protein of 391 amino acids. The record is from RefSeq and is a predicted model, not a curated record. Gene Ontology annotation, biological process: proteolysis. Gene Ontology annotation, molecular function: serine-type endopeptidase activity.
ACUCCAGUAAAGCAAUUUCAACCUGCAUGGGUGUAUGUGUACGAAGCAAUCAAUGCGCCGAUUCCCUACUUGAAAUUAACCUUCGCAACACAGAAAGCGUUUGCCCAAUAGGCGAGUUGUGCUGCCAGAAUCUCAAAAGUAUUGAUUCACCCGAGAUCGCACCGGCGAUCGUUAGUCACCAACCCCCUAAAAUAGCAUGUAUCGGAUUGUGUGUCUCUAAGGAACAUUGUCCCGGCCCUAGCGAAAUCAAUCUCAGGCUGAACAAUCAAAUGUGUCCUUCUAACCAAGUUUGCUGUAAAAAUCCACAAUUUUUGGCUCCAUCAACGGAUAAAUUACAUCUUCCAAUGCCUUGGGGUCCGGUAGUACCACCAAGCGGUGAUUUUGUCAAUAGCCAAAAGUCGACUGAGAAACAGUUUUUUGAGUGUACUCUGCAAAAUGACCCCAGAACAUCCUAUAUCAAUAAAGCCGAUGUUCCGUGGCUCGUUACCAUCUGGAGUAAUCGAAAAUCUAUGAGCAUUGAUGGGAAUCAAUAUGAGUGUGUGGGUACGAUGCUACGAGCUGAUAUGAUUCUCACCGCUGCCGAUUGCGUUGCUGAUGCGAGUCCGGAGUUGUUAUAUGCCCGAGUCGGUGAUUUCAAUCUUCAACCUAUUAAUACGCUCUCAAAGCGAAGGGAAUUUUAUAUCGAAAGAAUUGCGAUUCAUCCGGAUUAUGAUGUGCGCUCUGGACAUGCCAAUGUGGCUGUACUUCAUUUGGGUAAAAAUGCAACUAACAAGGGUACUGUAUGUCUGUCACAAUACGGGGAUCACUACUCAGAUGCCGAUUGUUUUCUAAUCGGAUGGAACAAAUUAUCAGUUACUUCGAAGGUCAUAGCGGAUGCAAUCCCCGAAAAACACUUCGUUAAGCUAAAUCAAAAUAGCAGUUGCCCGGAAAGCGUGAUCUGCACCGAUCAACAUCACACAGCAGAAAAAUGCGACAAUUUUCAAGGAUCGCCGCUCGUCUGUUUCGCGAAUGGAGGUCGAAGUUGGAAACAGGUUGGACUUGUUUCCAAAACCAGCAAUUGGUGUGAUAGUGCUGCAGUUCCAAGCUCAUUCAUAGCGAUCGGUUCGCAUGAAAUGUGGAUUCGUGAACAAAUUGCUCCGAGUUUCCAACAGAUGGCGGAAGUGCCGAAACCGUCCAGGGUCUAUUUGCCGGUUUCAGUGUGACAGUGCGAUGAAAAAAUCCAAAUAUUUACGCUUAACGCUUAACAUAUAUACA